Messenger RNA from Rotaria socialis, 981 nucleotides. NCBI's taxonomy places the organism in Eukaryota, Metazoa, Rotifera, Eurotatoria, Philodinida, Philodinidae. The record is from the annotation of a GenBank genome assembly.
AUGUCAAAUACUGAAAAUAUUCCUGUCGAUAGUCUAGUUAAUGGCGAUAAAAAAGAUGUCGAAGAACCUGAAACACCGAUUGAAACAAUUGUUAUUGAACCAGAUUCAACUAUUGUUGAAUUAACAGCAUGUCGCCUUCGAGCAAUUGAAGGACUUGAUGGUUUAACAAAAAUUGAAACGUUAAAUAUGCGUCAAAAUUUAAUAAAUAAAAUUGAAAACGUUUCACAAUUGACAACACUUCAGUACAUCGAUUUAUAUGAUAAUCAUAUCGAGCGAAUCGAAGGUUUAAAUACAUUGACUCAAUUGAAACACGUCGAUCUAUCAUUUAAUAGAAUUUCCGUUAUUGAAAAUUUGUCUACAUUAACAAAUGUUGAAUCUCUAUUUAUUGUUCAUAAUCAAUUGCGAACCAUUGAAAAUCUUUCAACAUUGAUUAAUUUACGUGUACUUGAAUUAGGUGACAAUCGAAUUAAAAAAAUCGAAAAUUUAGAAUCACUUGUUCAACUUGAAGAACUACAUUUCGGUAAAAAUAAAAUUGAAAAAAUCGAAAAUUUACAAACUCUCACAAAACUACGCAUUCUUGGCUUGGGCGCCAAUCGACUUUCAAAGAUUGAAGGGCUAGAAACAUUGACGCAAUUAAAAGAAAUCUAUCUAUCAGAAAAUCGUAUACAAGUGAUUGAAAAUCUGGAUAGAAAUACGAAUUUAAAUGUUCUUGACUUAUCGAAAAAUCAAGUAGAACAUCUUGAUAAUCUUCAAUCUCUUCAUCAGCUCAAAGAAUUAUGGUUCAAUGAUAAUCAAAUUAAAAAUAUCGAUGAAUUAAAUAAACUUGAAUCCAUGCAAUCACUACAAUGUAUUUAUGUUCAUGACAAUCCAGCAUUCGAUCGUGAAGAAAACUAUCGAUCGAAAGUUUUAUUGCAACUCAAACAAUUGACGCAGUUGAAUGCCACUGAAACACGACGAGCUGUGCCAAUGAUAUUGGAUUAA